Molecule: messenger RNA, 2025 nt
Organism: Dermochelys coriacea (leatherback sea turtle)
Lineage: Eukaryota; Metazoa; Chordata; Testudines; Dermochelyidae
Product: actinia tenebrosa protease inhibitors-like
Exons: 4
Coding region: 172-624 (150 amino acids)
Biological process (GO): negative regulation of peptidase activity
Cellular component (GO): extracellular region
Molecular function (GO): serine-type endopeptidase inhibitor activity
Source: RefSeq, a predicted model, not a curated record
GUACCUGGGACCUCUUACAGUGGAAUGGAAUUAGCUGGAGUCAGAUUUCGACAGGCCCGGACAGGCCACCUGGGAGCCGGCCCCUCCCUCUGCGGCACCAGCCCCGCUUGCCUGACAGCUUAAAUCUGCCCUGCCUCAGCCCUGAGGAUCGAGACCCAGCGUCUCAGCACCAUGAAGUCGGCUGGCAUUGUGCUCCUUGUGGCCCUGCUCUCGCUGUGGGCCGAGCUGCCCGCUGCGAUCCGGAGAAACAGGUCGACCAUAGCACCUGUUAAGACUGGUUACUGCUACAAGGUGGCCCCGGUGGGGGGUGUGUUUGAUGGGAAGAACUGUAGUGCCUGCCUGGAGAACAACGCCUGCUCCACCUGCGGCACCGACGGCGACUGCCCUGGGAGUGGCAAGUGCUGCCCGGACGAGUGUGGCUACACCUGCCAGAUGGCAGUGACAGAUCUCUGCCACCUGCCCUCGGUGUGCGGCUAUUGCAAGGCCAGGUUCCCUCGCUUCUUCUACAACUGGUCCAGCCAGGCCUGCGAGGAGUUUGUGUACGGUGGCUGCGGCGGCAACAGGAACAACUUUGAGACAAAGGAGGAAUGUCUGCAGGCCUGCAGGCUGUCUGGCACUGCCUAGCCCUGGCCGGCAUGGGGGAGCCGAAGAGGAAGCUGCUCUUCCUGGCUGGUGAUUGUCUUCCUGGGCACAAUUCCUGUCCCUUUCUGGGGGAAAUGACUCUCCCUGCCUGGAAAGCCUGGACCUUUGCUCCCCCGGACCCUCCGCAGCAGGGUUUGGCUGGAGGCGUUUGCAUUGUCUCCCAGGUGCAGAGCCAGCUCCCGCGGCCCCAGUGCUGGCCCAGCCCCGCUGCCGUUCUGUCUCCAUGGACGGGUGUGCUGCAUGUUAACGCUCAGCACGGGGCGCGGCACUGGCAGGCAGGGGCUGCUAUCAGCCAAACGCCCCUUUCCCUGGGACCUCCUGAGGGGUUAAAUACAAGGACUGACCCUUUUCAAACAGAAGUAGGUCUUGUCACUCCUGCCCUUGGGAGAGGAGGCAGCUGUGCAUGCAACUCUACCCGGAGUGCAGACUCUGCCCCUGCUUCCCUAUUGGAGGUGGUGGGGGGGGGCAUUUGGGACUCCAGGGCACAUUGGGUAGUGGGAGUGCACAGCCCUGCCAUAUGGGCAGCAGGGUCCCCUGCCAAGGCCCCACUGUGUGACAGGCCCAGCAUGAUCCCCUUCCUCCCAGCCUGCUGCUCCGCACCCUUCGCUACCGUGACUCUUGUGCCAGCAUAUGCUCUCCUUGAAGCCCCAGCUCUUGGAGUCAGGGGAGUAUGAGACUCUCAGCUUCAUUUAAAACAACGGCUGUGCAGAAAAGCCUGAAAAUGUAGCUCCAUGAGGAACAGCCCCAGCUCCAGCCGGCAAAGAACGAAACCCAGCACUUCCUACUUUGGACCGUCAUCAUGAGUUUUUAGUUCUUUUCACUGGCGACGCUGCUACUCAACCUUCGUGUCAGAACCACCCAUUUCGAUCUGCUGGGUCUGCCCUGUUCAGACACCCAUCCAGCUACAGGAAGAGGCAACGUGGGUAGGAUAAGGCACUGGGGUGGCAGCCAGGAGACUUGGGUUCUAAGCUCUGCACUGCGACUCUGGGCAGGUCUCUGUGCUUCUAUUUCCCUGCCACCCUUGUCUUGCCUGGGUGGAGCGUGAGCUCCCUGCGUCAGGGGCUGUCUCUUAUGUGUUUGCACAGCAUCCAGCAGAAGGGACCUGGUCCCAGAGGAGUCUUCGCCUACCACUAGAAUAAAAAUAAACUGUCAUCACCCCAUCCCCUCUGGGUGGGGUCUGGUGCUUCUUUACUGAAAUACCGCUAGCAAGUAUUUCUAGAGGUGCAGGGGCAUUAUCACCCCAGAACGCUCAAGUCCAGCAGAAAAACUCUCCCUGAAACAGGGUACAUAGGGAUCUUAUAGCAGCAAACAGACACUGCCAAAUUCACAGCUCGGGAAGGGAAGGGAAGACUAGACUAGACUAGACUAGACUAGACUAGCCUG